GGUGAAUGACGUCAUUUCCGCGUGACUCUUACUUUUGCCUUUAUAAUUUCCGGUGCUGCUCUGAGCUAUGCCUAAAGUAGUUUCCCGGUCCGUAGUCUGCUCCGAUACCCGGGAUCGCGAGGAGUAUGACGACGGCGAGAAGCCCCUUCACGUCUACUACUGUUUAUGCGGCCAGAUGGUCCUGGUGCUGGACUGUCAGUUGGAGAAAUUGCCCGUGAGGCGCCGGGAUCGGUCCCGUGUGAUUGAUGCUGCCAAACAUGCCCACAAGUUUUGUAACACAGAAGACGAGGAGACUAUGUAUAUUCGGAGGCCUGAAGGCAUUGAACGACAUUACAGGAAGAAAUGUGCAAAGUGCGGGCUGCCACUCUUCUACCAGUCCCAACCGAAGAAUGCUCCUGUGACCUUCAUUGUGGAUGGAGCAGUAGUCAAGUUUGGCCAGGGUUUUGGGAAGACGAACAUAUAUACUCAGAAACAAGAGCCUCCUAAGAAAGUGAUGAUGACGAAACGGACUAAAGACAUGGGCAAGUUCAGCUCUGUCACUGUGUCUACUAUUGAUGAAGAGGAAGAGGAGAUUGAGGCUAGAGAAGUUGCUGACUCGUAUGCGCAGAAUGCCAAGGUGAUUGAGAAGCAGCUGGAGCGCAAAGGCAUGAGUAAGAGGCGGCUGCAGGAGCUGGCUGAACCGGAAGCCAAGAAAGCGAAAAUGAAGGGAACCUUGAUUGACAACCAGUUCAAAUAAUCAGGACCUUUCCGUGAACCCAGACUGGAGGCAAGCAUUUAGAUAAGGAGGAAAAGAGUGUUUUCUUGACUACAUGGACUGGUUCCUACCUUUAUGCCCCAGCAGAAGGCUUUACGUGACUUCCUAGUGAUUCUCCUACAUUCAGUGAGGUAUUUUUUGCGGUGCGCGGGCCUCUCGCUGUUGUGGCCUCUCCCGCUGCGGGGCACAGGCUCCGGACGCGCAGGCUCAGCGGACAUGGCUCACGGGCCCAGCCGCUCUGUGGCCUGUGGGAUCCUCCGAGAGCGGGGCACGAACCCGUGUCCCCUGCAUCGGCAGGCGGACUCCCAACCACUGCGCCACCAGGGAAGCCCUCAGUGAGGUCUUUGAGUUCAUCUGACCUGCUUUCUAGAGAUGGAUUUUUCUCAAUCUUUCUGUGUAUAGGUCUUCUGUACUAUUUUUUGUCCAUUUGAUAUAAACUUCUUCAUCUGUGUAGAAGCUCUGUGAAUAGAUCAGUGCUUCAGUGUGUCUAGUUUCUAAAGGAGCUAUUCUUAUUCCUUCUUCAAAGUUAAUAAAAUGUUUAAAG
Molecule: messenger RNA, 1298 nt
Organism: Orcinus orca (killer whale)
Lineage: Eukaryota; Metazoa; Chordata; Mammalia; Artiodactyla; Delphinidae
Product: STING ER exit protein
Exons: 1
Coding region: 68-736 (222 amino acids)
Source: RefSeq, a predicted model, not a curated record